Molecule: messenger RNA, 531 nt
Organism: Insectozyma verbasci
Lineage: Eukaryota; Fungi; Ascomycota; Pichiomycetes; Serinales; Debaryomycetaceae
Source: the annotation of a GenBank genome assembly
AUGGGUUCAGAGAAUAUAGAGUCUACAGCUCAAUAUUUCCCAGAUAUAUAUGAAUUUGAAGAAUUCAAUGAUUUCAGUGAUGAACCACCCGCUUUGAGUGAAUGGGGGUUGAAAAAGAUUGCACAAUUACAAAUUAAAUUAGAACAAUUACAAUCAAUAAAAGAUUCGAAAUCAUAUUUUGGUGCUAAAUAUAAUAUGCAUAACUUUUCAAGAAAUGAAUUGUAUGGUUUAGCUAAUGAAGUUUUUGGUUUUAAUGGUUGGUCAACUAAAAUAUCAAAUUAUAAUAUAAAUGAUGUACCAUCCGAUGAUGAAUCUAGAUUUUCUGCAAUUUGUCAAGUUACAGUUGAAUUAUUUUUAAAAGACGGUACUUUUAAAGAUGGAAGUGGUGUUGGUGAAGCUUUAAACUUACCAUUUAAGUAUCAAUGUUACGAAAAAGCUAAAAAAGAAGCAGUAACUGACGCUAUUAAGAAUGCUAUUUUGGGUCUAAGAGAAGUUUAUUACGAGUAUGAAUUAAAAUUAGAACAUAAUUAA